Messenger RNA from Pistacia vera, 1495 nucleotides. RefSeq lists its product as uncharacterized. The coding region runs from base 97 to 1083 and encodes 328 amino acids. The transcript is spliced from 7 exons. The record is from RefSeq and is a predicted model, not a curated record. Lineage: Eukaryota; Viridiplantae; Streptophyta; Magnoliopsida; Sapindales; Anacardiaceae.
UUGAAUUUGAAAUCGCAAAAGGUUAUUUUUGGGGAUUCUGAGGUUAUAUUUCGGAUUCUUCUGAUCUUAAAUUCUUAAUUUUGGUAGCAGAAUCAAAUGGGAAGCCAAAGCUUUAAGCUUCUCCCACUGGAAACGAAAUUCAUGGUUAAUGGGGUUUGUGAAAAGAGUAUGUACAGCACUCAUGUCAUUUGGGGAAGAAGACGAAGCCAAAUAAUGAAACUUCUAUUCAAAAAAUCAAGGUCCACAAAUGGGAAAGUGCAUGGAUGUCAAACAAUAAUGUUUUUCAACCUGGAUCCUUCAUUUAAUUUUGUUAUAUUGCUAGGUUCGAUGCCAAUUAUGUUAAACGCAUGGAAAUUAAAUUAUGGUGCAAGUGUCCCUCUUAUGUUGGACGGUUAUGAGAGUGUGGUACAAUAUUAUUCUCCUUCCUUAUCAGCCCUCCAGAUAUAUACUAACGCUGCCAGACCCUCCAUUCCUUUAAUCAGGAAUGCAGAUGCUAAUCCAAAUUUAGAUGAUUCAAUCAAUAACCAGUACUAUGGAGCACCAAAAAUAGAAGAUCAACUUGGUUUGCUGUACUGCCAAUACAAUGAGAUAUCAAGUCCUUAUUACAGACUCCCGUUUACAGAAAAGAUCAAUGAGUUAUCUCAAGGUUACCCAAGAUUGUUGAAAUUCAAAAGCACAGAUAUCUCUCUUUAUAGUUGGAUGGCCAUUGCUUGGUAUCCCAUCUAUCAGAUUCCAACAAUGAGAAAUGUAAGGGAAUUAUCUGCAUGUUUCCUCACUUAUCAUAAAUUAUCUCCAUCUUUUGAAGGUCUCCCAAAUUUCAUCACAGAGGAGGAUGAGAAACUGAAAUGCAUGAGUUCUUGGGAAGAAAAUCCUAGAGACAAGUCCAAAGGAAAUGGGAGAGGUGAGAUAUUGUUUGCUCCUUUUGCAAUGGCAACUUACAAGAUGUUUGGGAGACUUUGGAUAAAUCCUGAGAUGUCAGAUCAGGAGCGGGUAAUCAGUUAUCUGAGUGCUGCAUCGACCUGGUUGAAGCAACUUGGAUUCCAGCACCAUGACUUUAACUUCUUCAUGUCUCGUAGGUUCUAAUAUGCAAUGAAUCCCAUAUAUUUCAGCACUUUGUUUUAUACCAGUAACAUUUUCUAAAAACUUUCUUAAGUUGCCGUAGUUUGUACAAACCGCUAGACUAAAUAUAGAGGAUAAUGUAUAGCUGACAAGAAUCCCAUAAUAUUUCUGCCUUUUUUCGAAGUUGAAGGUAUGUAUAUAUUUUGCCAUCUCAAGUUACUGCUUUCAUGCUUGAACAUCAUCUAAUUAACCAUCAUUUCAUUGUACAGUUUCUGGUGAGGCUGUCUUGCGACUCCAGUUAAGAGAAAGAGAUAUACUAAUACAAAUAUUGUUCAAGAUGUAAGAUAGCAAACAGGCUUGUUCUGGUUGAAGCCAAAAAUGAUUACAACUAAGAAUGUGUAGACAACGUUAAUCAUCUAAUAUUCAUUCAUUCCAA